Messenger RNA from Chinchilla lanigera (long-tailed chinchilla), 2194 nucleotides. Its product is annotated as zinc finger protein 33B-like. The transcript is spliced from 5 exons. NCBI's taxonomy places the organism in Eukaryota, Metazoa, Chordata, Mammalia, Rodentia, Chinchillidae. Gene Ontology annotation, molecular function: DNA-binding transcription factor activity, RNA polymerase II-specific; RNA polymerase II transcription regulatory region sequence-specific DNA binding. The record is from RefSeq and is a predicted model, not a curated record. The coding region runs from base 92 to 2107 and encodes 671 amino acids. Gene Ontology annotation, cellular component: nucleus. Gene Ontology annotation, biological process: regulation of transcription by RNA polymerase II.
GUUGCCUUCGGUUGUUGCUCAGUGACCGGGCCCUGAAGGAAGGGUGUGGGAUGCACUACAGCUCUCUGCACUUUUCCAGGAGCAGAAGAGAAUGAACGCAUCCCAGGUGUCGGUGUUGUUUGAGGAUGUGUCUGUGGCCUUUACCCAGAAGGAGUGGCAGCUGCUGGAUCCCAGUCAGAGGCGCCUAUACCGGGACAUAAUGCUGGAGAACUACGGGCACCUGGAAUCACUGGGCCUGUGUGUCAGAAAACCUGAGCUGAUAUGCAGGUUGGAGCAAGGAGAAGAACCGUGGAUACUAAAGAGGGAGCUGGCAAGUCACAGCCACUGGGAAGUGCAGAGAACCAGUAACAUGAAAGAAAGUCAAGAAAAUGAAGAUAAAUAUUUGAGACAAGCUUUAUUCAUCAAUAACAACACACUGAUUAAGGAAAGAAGUAAGACUUUAAGAAAAAUGGUUGACUUGGCCACAGACCCAGUGCCCUCAAGAAAAAGAUCCCAUAAAUGUGACUCAUUUGGAACAAGCUUAAAAAGUGUUUCAGAAUUAAUUAUUAGCAAUAGAAAUCAUGUAAGGAAAACAUCUGAUGAUUUCAGUGGAUGUGAGUCUCUUGGCACUAAACAUGAGAACACUCACACAAGGAAUAAAGCAUGUAAAAAUGAUCAAAAGAAGAAAUCCCACAAUCCUAAUGAGGACUUUAUUCAAUAUCAAAAGAAUUCAUCUUUGGGACAACUUCUUGAAUAUAAUAAUUGUGGGAAAGCCUUUCACAGAAAGGCAGUCUUUGUUGCACUUGAGAGAACUCACACAAAAGAAAAACCCUCUGAAGGCAAUGAAUACAGACAAACCUUCAUCAGAAAGUUAAAGCUUACUUCUUAUCCAAGAACCACUUGGGAAAGGAAGCCCCAGGAGUCCAGUAAAAGUGGGAAACCCUCAUGGAUGAAGUCAAAGCAAGCUCCUCAAAAUGUUCACAUGGGGGAGAAACACUAUGAAGAUAAUACAUUUGGUAAAUCCUUGAGCGAGAAAUCAAACCUUAGCCAACGUCAGAGAAUUUCCCCAAGAGAAAAACCUGAUAGGUAUAGUAAAAAUUACAAAUCCUUCCACAGUGAAACUGACAGAACUCAUGCAGGAGAAAAGAUAUAUGGCUGUAAAAAAUUGGGGAAAUCUCUUCAUGAAAAGUCAUGCCUUACUCAACAUCAGAGAACUUUCCCAACUGAAGAACCAAGCAAGGAUGAUGAUAGGGAAGAGGCCUUAAAGAAGAAAUUACAUCUCACUAGAAGUCAGACAAUUAACACAAGAGAGAAAAAGUGUAAGAGUAAUAAAAGUGAGAAACCCCUUUCCAAGAAGUCAAAACAUAUUCAACAAGAGAGUACAGGUUCAGGGAAAAAUCGUGAUGAGGGUGAGGGAAGUGGGAAGGCCUUAAGUAAGAAGUCACACUUCAGUGAAAACCAGAGCACCCAUAAAGGAGAGGAAGCCUAUGACUGUAGUAAAUGUGGAGAACACUUCUGUAAGAAAAUAGAUCUUAUUCAACAUCAGAGCACACACAAAGGGAAGAAGCGCUAUGAGUGCAAUGAAUGUGAGAAAUCCUUCUUUGUGAAGUCCAACCUCACAGAACAUCAGAGAACUCACACAGGUGAAAAGCCAUAUGAAUGUAAUGAAUGUGGGAAGUCCUUCUGCCAGAAAUCAGCCCUCACAGUACAUCAGAGAACUCACACAGGAGAAAAACCAUAUAAAUGCAGUGAAUGUGGGAAAACCUUCUGUGUGAAAUCAAACCUUACUCAACAUCAAAGGACCCACACAGGAGAAAAACCCUAUAAAUGUAGUGAAUGCUGGAGAUCUUUCUGUGUGAAAUCCAAUCUUGUGGUGCAUCAGAGGACUCAUACAGGAGAAAAACCCUACAAAUGUCCUGAGUGUGGGAAAACCUUCUAUGAAAAGUCAGCCCUCACAAAACAUCAGCGAAUUCACACAGGGGAAAAACCCUAUGAAUGUAAUGAAUGUAGGAAAACCUUCAGCCAGAGGUCAGCCCUCACCAAACAUCAACGAAAAACACACAAGAAGAAAACUCCCAUCAACACUGCCCACAUGCAGAAUCCUGUAUUAACAAGCCAGACUCAGUGAACACCAACAAUCAGAGAGCAGAUAUUUAACAUGUCAAUACAAGUAGCAAAGUCUUCACUAAUGGUUUUAACUAAUAGGAGCUACAGA